CCUGCAACACACCUGCAGGCUUGACUUCACUCUCUCUUACCUCACACGUCAACCGUAUCCGAUACAAACAAACCCUCACACAUCAUAAACCAUGGAGGUCAUACAAGAUUAUAUCACCCUCCUCCCGACCGUGCUCCCCGCAUCUCUCGCCUCUCCCAUUCUCAAAUUCGUCACGACUUCUUUCGGCAUAACACAAACUCUCCAAUCGCACCUCGCACCGUUCCUCACGCGCGUCAUCACACAACCAGAUGUCGCCUCCAUCUUCGCGCUCCUCGUCGUCUUCUUCAUCAGCAUGAAGAUCCUGGACAUGAUGUACCGCGCGGUCAUCUUCUGGGUGCGGAUGGUGUUCCGCCUGGCGUUGCUGGGCGCAGUUGUGGUUCUCGGGCUGUGGGUGCACAACCGUGGCGUGGAUGGAUUUGUCGCCGAUGUGCAGGGAUUGGGCGAGAAGUGGACGGGCGAGUACCAAAGAUAUAGCGGGGAGGUUAAAAAAUUCCAGGCGCAGAAGGAGGAUCAGAUCAGGAUGCAGGCGGCGAACAAGGGGAGAGGAUACGGGCGUUAGUGGGGUUGAAGAGUUGCUGCACGAGGAUGAGGGGACUGUCAUGUUGUUGUUGACAAUGUGUGUGGUGGUGGGAUUCACGAUUGCACGAUUGGAUGAUUACAUGUCGGGGGCAUGGCGCUGGGAUACGGCAUUUAUGUGGAGUUUGAGACAUCGGCCAACGACUUGGGUUCAUAAGGAGUCUGCAGGAACGGUUCGGCUAGAGAAGAGCGCAAUACUCUCAGUUGGAUAUACCCUUUUCUUUACUUCCUGGCUUUAGUCCUGUGGAAGACAGAAUAUAGAGGCACGGAC
Dothidotthia symphoricarpi CBS 119687 is the source of this 847-nucleotide messenger RNA. RefSeq lists its product as uncharacterized. The coding region runs from base 92 to 559 and encodes 155 amino acids. Lineage: Eukaryota; Fungi; Ascomycota; Dothideomycetes; Pleosporales; Dothidotthiaceae. The transcript has 2 exons. The record is from RefSeq and is a predicted model, not a curated record.